This is a messenger RNA of Desarmillaria tabescens, 474 nucleotides long. Its product is annotated as acyl-CoA N-acyltransferase. The record is from RefSeq and is a predicted model, not a curated record. Gene Ontology annotation, biological process: N-terminal protein amino acid acetylation. Gene Ontology annotation, molecular function: protein-N-terminal-glutamate acetyltransferase activity; protein N-terminal-serine acetyltransferase activity. NCBI's taxonomy places the organism in Eukaryota, Fungi, Basidiomycota, Agaricomycetes, Agaricales, Physalacriaceae. Gene Ontology annotation, cellular component: NatA complex. The transcript has 6 exons. The coding region runs from base 1 to 474 and encodes 157 amino acids.
AUGAAUAUCCGACUAGCAAGGAUUGAUGACCUCAGCGGUAUGCAAGCUGCCAACCUCAUCAACCUCCCGGAGAACUACGUCAUGAAAUUCUGGAUGUAUCACCUCUUGACGUGGCCGCAGAUAUCGUUCGUAGCGGAGAAUGGGGAGGGAAAGAUCGUUGGAUAUGUGUUGGCGAAGAUUGAAGACGAGACUACGGAUGCGAACCCCGUUGACGUGCAUGGGCACGUCAAUUCGAUAUCGGUGCUAAGGUCGUAUAGGCGACUAGGGCUGGCGCGGCGGUUGAUGAUGUUAUCGCAGGAAGCUAUGUUGACGGUGUACAAUGCGUCAUACGUCUCGUUACAUGUGAGGAAAUCUAACAAGGCUGCUAUUGGAUUGUAUAAGGAUACGUUGGGGUUCUCGGUGGCGGAUGUAGAGAAGAAAUAUUACGGCGAUGGUGAGGACGCUCUAUCCAUGAAACUAUACCUGCGUCGGUAG